Molecule: messenger RNA, 1634 nt
Organism: Exaiptasia diaphana
Lineage: Eukaryota; Metazoa; Cnidaria; Anthozoa; Actiniaria; Aiptasiidae
Product: vacuolar protein sorting-associated protein 33B
Biological process (GO): intracellular protein transport; vesicle-mediated transport
Cellular component (GO): lysosome; CORVET complex
Source: RefSeq, a predicted model, not a curated record
AUGAAAACAUUCCAAAAUGGCGGCAGGAAGURCAGGGUCUUCUGCAGCCUUGCCAAACUUUAGGUACAUAAAAWCUAUCACAAGGGACUUGCUUGUAGACCUUUUGGAAUCGUUUCCUGGUAAGAAAGAUCUUGUUAUUGAUCCAAAGUUGAUGAAACCACUGGACCAUAUUGCUGGAGCAACAUUUCUUAAAGAACAUGGAAUUGAUAAAAUAUUCAAACUGGAACAUGGRAAAUUAGAUAUUGGUUCUAAUAGGCGUAUUUACCUUCUAAGACCAAGGAUGGUGCUGACCAAAUUUGUAGCUGAUCAAAUCAAUAAUGAUAAAAAUAGUCAGACAUCAAGGGAAUACAAAGUAGUCUUUGUACCACGAAAGGUAAUAUUUUAUUUGAAAUUGGGUAGUUCCAGAAAAUAUCCGUACCNAACUUACAAUGUGCCAUGGUUAUAUCUUGCAGAUGUUACUGUAGAUGAGUUUACAUUUGAUAUUAUUCCACUGGACAAAGAUUUAUUGUCAAUGGAGCUACCAGAAUUCUACAAAGACUUCUUCCUUGAUGGUGACCAGUGCUGGUUGUACUCUGUUGCUAAGGCUUUGAUGAUCGUCCAAUCAAUGUAUGGUACUAUACCACAAGUCUAUGGCCUUGGACGAACUGCUAAGAUGGURAUGGAGAUUAUGGAAGACUUAGUGAAAGAAGAAGGAGAAUACAAACCWGUUGAUGGACCUGAGAUUGGUGGUCUUAUUAUUAUAGACAGAGAUGUGGACCAUAUUACACCAUUUUGUUCACAAGUUACAUAUGAAGGACUUUUAGACGAUACAUUUGGAAUAAGAAGUGGGUUUAUAGAGUUUGGCUCRGAGGUUACAGGAAAAGAUCAGUCGGUUAAAUUAUUGCUGAGUUCAAGUGAUGAGGUUUUCAGUGACAUAAGAGAUCGUCACUUUUCAAAUGUGUUUGGUUAUCUCAGUCAAAAAGCAAAAAGGUUGCAAUCUGGAUAUGAUAAACGACAUGAAUUGUCAUCUGUAAGUGACAUGAAGAAUUUUGUCUCAACUGAGCUCAAAGACCUGAGACAGCAACAUAAAUCUCUUGCAAUACAUAUUGGUGCAUGUGAAGUAGUGUUAAAAAAGAAGGCAGCUGAGGAUUUUGAAAGGCAGCUUCAAACAGAGCACAAUAUACUUGAACUUGCUGACACCAAAGACUCUCUUGAAUUUAUUGAAGAAGCUAUCAUGAGACAGUUUUCCAGUAUAAACACUUUACGACUUCUCUGCCUACUGUCUCUUACACAUGGAGGACUUGAUCCUAAAUUAUACAGAUCGUUGAAAUCACAGUUCUUACAGAGUUAUGGCUACGAGCACUUAGUAACAUUUUCAAACUUAAAACGWCUAGGAUUGUUCACAGAAUCAGAUAAGAAAAAUGUAUAUAAAAAUGUCAGCAAAAGACUUACGCUGGUCCCUCGAGUAGUAGAAAACAUCGACCUCAGRAAUCCAUCCCACAUGGCGUACGUUUUCAGUGGAGCCUUUACACCCCUAAGUUGUAAACUAGUAGAGCAAAUCCUUUACGGCGGCGGAUUAAGUUCGCUAGAUGAUGUCACGCGAUUACUGGGAGCCGAUGUAUCGACGAUAAGACGACCAACUUCGGUGCGAACUC